AAAAAUAAAAAAGGAGAAAAAUCGGAUUGAAAUACACAAAAAAUUUAAACUAAAACCUAAGACGAUACAGCACCAAAAUCACAGCCAAUAAAUUAUUUUCUGACUUGUUGUUUCCAUUGGUCAUACAAGCAGAGCCGUGACUACGCUGUGUCGUGCGUUGAAACUACGAGUUCAGCUGCUGUGACAUAAGUGAUAUAACAUUUGACGUUUCACACUGACGGCAGCACAAUUGUCACUACAGUCCAACAUUUUCGUUCCAGAUAAUCAAACAUGAACCGCAACAGAUUUUGUAAAAUUCAAUUUUGUGAAAAUGAAUUCGGCACAAAAGACCAAACGGUCAAAUUCUUUCGGGCUCCGAUGGACGGUGAGCUCUCAAAUCAGUGGAUCGACCGAAUUUCAAAACACAAUUCAGUUGUUCCAGAUCGAGCAAAUCUGAACAUUUGUCAACAACAUUUCAGUUGGAAGACUUUAUAGCAAAACACUGCGAAUGGGUACUAAAAAAAUAUGCGGUCCCGUCAGUUUUUGGUGAAGAAGCAAAGUCAGCGAAGGAAUUGCCUAACCUGACUCCUUCCACAGAAACUAGUACAGCUUAUAAAUCAUCUCUGCAAGGCAGACGGUAUUGCAAAAUAAAAUACUGUGAACAUGAAGUGGGCACCAACAGCAAGGAAAUCUCGUUCUUUCGUGUUCCGAUGAACGGUCAAAAACGAUUGGAAUGGAUUCAGGCCAUUUCAAGGUAUCAAGAGUUUGACUUUUUCAGUCCACGUUCGUCAAUCUGCAGACAGCACUUCAAAGUCGAUGAUAUUAUAAUCAAAAAUGAGAAAUACAUUCUUAAAAAGCAAGGAUUGCCGAGCAUUUUUCCCGGAACGUCACACUUGGAUGAUGAUUCGAUGCAACCGCAACUAAUUGAUACAAAUUCAAUUCACCACGAGCUAUUGACCGAUGGCAAACGAUUCUGUAGAAUAAAAUAUUGCCCGAAUGAAAAGAGGACUAACAAAGAUGUUUCGUUCUUCAGAGCACCAAUGGUUGGUGACCUCAGAGUCCAAUGGAUUGAUAUGAUUUCGGGACAUCAACAGAAUGACACUUUCAGCACUGGUUUCAUGGUUUGCGAGUUACAUUUUCUCGCUGAACACUUUAUUGUGGAAAACGGGCGAAAAAUACUGAAGAGAGAUACAAUCCCAUCGAUUUUUGACAUUAAGCCAAAUACAUCAUCCGGUAAUCGAAAUCACUCCGUCGUUGUUCUUGAUGUAUCGUCAACAAUGAAUACUGACAGUGAAUUAUCUCAUGAUUUCACAGACUGUGAUACACCUGUAGGUGCAAACGAUAACAAUAAACUUCAUGAUUUUGAAUUUGUUAGCUUAAAUGGAAGCUAUCCCAUUAUAAAAAAUGAACCACUGGACGAAAGCACGAAUUCUGACAAAAAAAGGAUAUUUGUACCAGAAACAGUUGAAGAACACUCUUGUGCUACUCAUAAUGUAGCAAAACGAGCCAAAACUUCUGUCUUAGCGUGUGACAGUUGUGAUGAUCUUAACACGGAAUUACAGAAAGCAAGAGAGAAGAUUGUUUUACUGGAAAAAUUUAUACAAACACAAAAUAAGACGAUAAGAAGACAGCGCAAUACAAUCCUUCAAUUGCGGAAAUGAGUGAAAUAUAAUAAUGGUUAGAGCUACGCAGAAUUUGACCACAAGUCGACAUGAAUAAUUACGAAUAAAACAAAUAUUUUUGUGGUCAA
This is a messenger RNA of Sitodiplosis mosellana (orange wheat blossom midge), 1729 nucleotides long. RefSeq lists its product as uncharacterized. The record is from RefSeq and is a predicted model, not a curated record. Lineage: Eukaryota; Metazoa; Arthropoda; Insecta; Diptera; Cecidomyiidae. The transcript is spliced from 5 exons. Bases 690 to 1640 code for a protein of 316 amino acids. Gene Ontology annotation, molecular function: sequence-specific DNA binding.